Acanthosepion pharaonis is the source of this 702-nucleotide messenger RNA. The record is from the annotation of a GenBank genome assembly. Lineage: Eukaryota; Metazoa; Mollusca; Cephalopoda; Sepiida; Sepiidae.
AUGUCUGUCUCUAUUUCUCUUUCUGCUUGUAUCUCUGUUUGUCUCUCUCUCUUAUCUCUUUUUUCUCUUUCUCUCUCUUUCUGUGUGUCUGUUUCUGUCUCUCUAAUUCUCUUUCUGCUUGUAUCUCUGUCUGUUCUUCCCCGCUUUCUCUCCACCUCUCCCCCUAUCUCUCUCUUUCUAUGUCUCUGUCUGUUUCUGUCUCUCUAUUUCUCUUUCUCUCUGUAUUUCUGUCUGUCUGUCUCUCUCUCUCUUUAUCUCUAUCUUUCUCUCUCUUUCUGUGUCUUUGUCUGUCUCUGUCUGUCUGACUAUUCGCUCUCUGUCUCUGUCUAUUUGUCUUUCCCCCCACCUCUAUACUCCCUCUCUCUCCCUCUCUCCCUCUCUCUCUCCCUCCUUCUCUCUCUCUUUCUCUCUCUCUUUCUGUGUCUUUGUCUGUCUCUGUCUAUUCGCUUUCUGUCUCUGUCUAUAUCACCUCCACCUCUAUACCCCCUCUCUCUCUCUCCUUCUCUUCCUCCCUCUCUCCUUCCCUCCCUCCCUCUCUCUCUCUCUAUCUCCCUCUCUCUCUAUCCUGUUACAGUUCGGAGAGUUCGAACGGAAGUGGAUAGUCACAAAAUUUUUACUAUUUUCGUUUCCUUUUUAGUUUUGUUUACUUUUCUUUCUUUUCUAUUCAUUUUUUUUUUCACGUCCUUACAUGCGACAUCCUGA